This is a messenger RNA of Entelurus aequoreus (snake pipefish), 1368 nucleotides long. Its product is annotated as growth hormone secretagogue receptor type 1-like. The record is from RefSeq and is a predicted model, not a curated record. Lineage: Eukaryota; Metazoa; Chordata; Actinopteri; Syngnathiformes; Syngnathidae. The transcript is spliced from 5 exons. Gene Ontology annotation, molecular function: growth hormone secretagogue receptor activity. Bases 1 to 1368 code for a protein of 455 amino acids. Gene Ontology annotation, biological process: hormone-mediated signaling pathway; G protein-coupled receptor signaling pathway. Gene Ontology annotation, cellular component: plasma membrane.
AUGGAUCAGAUGGAGCUGGGGGGCAUGAGCAGUGGCUGUGAAGAUGAGAACUGUGGCCUAACGUUGAGUUUUCCAGAGCACUGCCCGACCCAAGACUAUGAUUGUGAGGAACCAAUGUUUGGAUUGACAGAGUUAGUUUGUGUGACGGUCAUUUACAUUCCUGUGAUGAUUUUGGGUCUUCUGGGUAAUGUGCUAACAAUCCUUGUGGUCUGGCUGCGUCCACACAUGAGAAGUUCUACCUACUUGUACCUGAGUAGCAUGGCUGUCAGUGAUUUGAUGAUACUACUACUCCUGCCUUUGGAUCUCUACAAGCUAUGGAGGCCCCGACCCUGGCCCUUAGGAGACUUCGCCUGUAAGAUGACCAUGUUUCUCUCUGAGUGCUGCACCUUCUGCACCAUCCUCCACAUCACCUUCCUCUCUCUGGAAAGGUAUGUGGCCGUCUGCUGGCCAAUCACGGCCAAGACACUGGUGACACGCCGCAGAACCAGGGCUCUUAUUGGCUGCCUUUGGCUGGGCGCAGCGAUCAGUGCAGCACCCGUGUUGGUGAUGGUUGGUGUAGAGGAAGUUGGGGAAGUACAUCCCAGCAUCGAUGGCUGGAGAGAGAAUGAAGGGUGGACGGGAGAGAAUAGCGGUCGCAUGACUUCGCUUGAUGACGAAUUAGAUGUACAGAAGUGGGAAGAAAGAGAGAGACGCUUUGAAAGAGCUGGACAAUGGAAUUGGCUGGACGAUGGACCAAUGGGAGCAAUAGGUGAGAAACAACAUGGAGGUGCAGUUAUAAAUAAAAAACAGGUCAAGAAAUCCGAUGAAGAGCAACAAAACCUUUUGAAAGAAGAUGAAGGAGGAGGAUGGCAGACAAAUGUUGAUGAGAAACACAAGUUGGAGAUUGACCGGCGGGAGUGUCGCUGCACCGACUAUGCCAUUUCCUCUGGCCUACUGCCUGCCAUGAUGAUUCUGUCCAACCUGUAUUUCCUGAUUCCAGUCUGCAUCCUCGGACUGGUCUACGGUCUGAUCGGAAGGACCCUUUGGCUGCGCCCCCAGAGCAGUCGCAGAAACCAAAGCCACAAACAUACUGUCAAAAUGCUGGGAGUGAUCGUGUUGGCGUUUGUCCUGUGCUGGCUGCCUUUCCACAUCGGUCGGACUAUAUUCUUUUUCUCUCUGGACACCGGUACUGACCUUUUGUACUAUCUGUCGCAGUAUUUCAACCUGGGUUCCUCCGUCCUCUUCUACCUCAGCGCCGCGGUCAACCCGUUACUGUACAACGUGAUGUCAGCCAGAUACAGACACGCUGUACAAAGUCUCAUACGCUCGCAACCACACGCCCAAGGCUUGCGCACACUUGAGACACAGCGCACCACCAUACAUUUGUAA